Fomitopsis serialis is the source of this 909-nucleotide messenger RNA. RefSeq lists its product as uncharacterized. Lineage: Eukaryota; Fungi; Basidiomycota; Agaricomycetes; Polyporales; Fomitopsidaceae. The transcript has 4 exons. The record is from RefSeq and is a predicted model, not a curated record. Bases 1 to 909 code for a protein of 302 amino acids.
AUGGCAUCCCCUCCGAUAUCGCGCGAGCCGUCUGCUUCCUCUUCAGGCUCGGCUCCUUCCAGCGCUACCGCAUCGACCUUCUACGAACGCCGCGCGGCUCAGGCGCAAUUGAUGGAGCUUCGAGACGACGUAAUGGAGUGGCUCCGGUGGGCCCGUAGGGCCGUCUAUCUUCAGCUUACUUUCGAGGCCAACUCCCUGGUUGCGCAGCGGAACGGGCACGAGUCCCCCGGCAAUCCUCCCUCCACUAUUGAGGUGUUGAACCGGCUGUCUGACACCGUAGCCGAACGCGCUUUCGCAGUUGGGGCACCUUACCAGGCCUAUGCGGCCCAGCUUCGUGCUGACAUCGAGAACCGGGUCGGCCUCCGGGAUGACCUGCGCGCCGCGCGCUGGAAUGAUGCUCCCCUGGUGCUCAGCGAGCAUGUUUUCACCGUCGUUGGCCCAUCCAUCCUUCCUCCGCUGGUCCCCUCGACCCUACCACCCCCGGUACAAUAUAAGGGUCCCUUUGAGAUGUGGUACAUUGGUCCUCACCCGCUCAUUUCUCGGUCCCAAGCACGCGGCUACGAUUUCCGCACUUCCGUGCAGGGACGAGUUCACGGCAACGUCCCCCGCAACCUUCUCAGCGCAUUCCGGGAUGAUCAGCCUGGCCCUUCCACUCCCGCCGCGCCUCCUGUUCCCGGUCCGUCUUCCCGUCCCACUCCCCCUCUUCCCCGCACUGGCGCCAUACGGGACCGUGCCCGGAGGCUCAGGACCGACGCCGCUCGAGCUGAGGCUCUUUACACCGCCCGAUUCUCAAAGGCGUCCCAGGACCACGAGCCUUCCGGUGGGCGGGAGGGGGUCGACGAUGUCAAGGAGGAUGAGGACAUGCCGCUACCGGGUGGUGAUGACCCGGAGUCCGAGGAGAAUGCAUAG